AUGUACAUCAAGAACUAUACACCUAAGCGUGGUUUUAUCAGACUCUGUAGCACAUUCUCUGUCAUAAUACCAAUGGACCCGCUGAGCUCUGGAUUUCUCAAAGGAAUGACCAAUUUAGGCUUCCGAUCGUCCCCUGGACCAGAUAUGUCAGUUAAAGACAAGCGGUAUUUGAGCCAAGUUGAAAAAGCAUUGGCCACGUUUGACGCCUUAGAUGAAUGGGCAGAUUAUAUUGCAUUCCUUUCAAGACUUCAGAAAGCUCUUUCUCUUUCGGAACAUCAGGAUCAUACCCUUUCUUGGAUUCCUGCUGCUGAAGAAGUGCUGGCCAAAUUGGCUCUUUGUCUAUCGCCCAAUUUACCCAACGGUGUACAUCAAAAGGCCUUAACCAUUUAUGAUUCUAUCUUCUCAGCAUUGACAGAGGCAGAGAUCAAUAAGUCGGUUUUUAUAUGGCUUCCAGGUUUGUUGCCGGUGGUGUCUUAUGCAUCGAUGCAAGUAAAACCACAGCUACUCGACCAUUUCAAGAAUCACAUCCUUCCACACCUCGAACAGGAAUCAUUAAAACAAAUCACAGAACCUUUCAUUCUAUCGUUACUUGCAGGCAUGGAUGAUCAAAAUUCAGAAGUUUUCGCCGAUAUCAUGAAGUUGAUGGAUGAGUUCAAAAGCAAACUCGACAACAGUUCUCACUUCUGGAAGACCUUCUUCACUUGCAUAAUAUCAAGUCCAGAGAAAAGAAUGGGUGCUCUCCACUGGUGUAACUCAAGGUUACCCAUCUUUGCGACGUUCAAGGAAGGAGACACCUCCAAGUUCCCACCUGAAGCUCAAGCUUGUUUAAAGCCUGAACCUGGAAUUCUUGCCCGUGCUUUUGCCUCAGUUUUUGCCUCAAACUCAUCUUUCAACCAAGCCAAUGAUAUAAUAGUUAUGCGUGGCUUUUUUGAUUUAUUACUCACGCACAUCCCAUUAGGAUCGGAAAUUCUUAAUUCGAUAUUGGCACCAGAAGACAAAGAAUUACUAGUGAUGACAGCUUGCAAAGUCACUUUGAAGAGAGAUAUGAGUUUGAAUAGAAGGUUAUGGGCAUGGCUUCUUGGGCCGGGAGUUAGCGAUGAACCUGAUAAGAGUAAGCAAACAACAUAUUUCAAAACUAAUGCUCUACCUGUGUUAGAGAGAGGUUUGCUCAAGCUUGUGAACUCAGAUGAUACUUCCAAAAAGGUUGAAGCUUUUCGGAUUGCACUUUCUCUUAUUAUGGAUAGGUGGGAAAUCAACGCGCUCAUUACACCCAGGUUGUUCGUACCUAUCAUCAAGUCAACCUAUGAUUCCAUGAAGCAAAGGGGAGAAAAUUCUCAAGAUGUUCUUGUAUCAGCAAAGUCUUUCUUUGAUGAGGUCGAAGCCAGUUUCAUUUGGCAAUACGUUACUUGUGACUUGAUUUUGGCCAGUUCACCUGAAAACUCGGAUAUUCUUGAGUUUCUUUUACGGAAUUUCAACUUCCCCGAAGAAGAAAAGUCACUUCAUGUGGGGCUUGCAAUUGUUGGUUUGCUUUCAAGUUCAAAUCUCUGUGAUAGAUCAACCUUGAUGCUUGAACUGUUAGUUGAGAUAGCAGAUCCUGCACUAUUUUCUCCUUUAGAGGAGAACACAGACUUGUCAGUAUAUGACGAAGCAAAAAUCCCAGAUAUGCUAAAGACAUUCUACAAUAAUGCAGUGAAGGGCGAAGAGAAAGAACCUCCUAUAGCUGGUUCUGCACUCUCAUUUCUCAUUUUAGAAUAUCUCAAAAAGUGGUACGUGGAAACAUUCAAUAAUAUUGAGUUCAGCGACCGCAUCUCGAAGCUUUUGAGUGAAUUUCUCUAUUCUAUUCCUAAUGUUGAUCUUGUUAAUCCUUUCCGAGACAAGGAACUUAUACAGGUUAUUCUAACUUGUCCACCAUGCCAUUGGGAAAGGAAAACUCAAGAAAGACAAGAUAUGUUACACACUGUAUUCGGAAUUGUAAGACUCUGUCGAUUCCUUGUGAAAUUCACGACUCCAGCAGAAAAGUCCAAAAUCUUGAAGAUUAUUUUAUCCAAUUUAUGGUAUCCCCUUAUUACAUCUGAACCUGCAAAUAAUCAAGUUGAGGCCGUUCGUCUCAUAUUUGAUUUAGAGCUCUGUUUUGAUAUAUGCCACAUUGAGGCCGGGAUUUUAGAAAUGCUUUUAAAGUCGCCGAGCGAAAUGAAAACACGUUCCUUUUACAAACUUUGGGCUCACUCGGCUGGUUUGAAUAAUGCCGACAAUCUUCUUUCCAACCCACUUCAUACUGUCCUUGAUGAUUUAUUAAGUACAGAAAAAGGCGAUUACAUGGCUGCCCAAAAGUUUGUAUACAAUGCUGUGGUAGAUGGGUCGGCUAAUCGGUUACUAAUGCUUAUUACUAAUCCCCUCCUAACAUUCGAAUUCAUGAAAAAACAACAUGUUGAGCUUUCGAGUCAUGAUGAUUUAAAGCUUUUUACAUAUUAUUUGCGAACUGUGCUGAAUGUGAUCAAAAGUAAUGAAAAAUUAUUGAAGGAUUCUUUCAAUCAUGAAUUUGUUGUGUCUGAAAGUACUGAAAAAUUUGAGCUAAUAAAGUCGAAUGGCUGGGACAUCUCCAACUAUAAAUCGCUCAUCAUCUGCAUUAUUGAAAAGUUCCUCAAUUUGCAAAUAUCAAAGGAGAUGCUAAAGGAUUCUUCCCAUCUUUCGACUUACUCUUCUUGCAUUUCGUUAGUUCUUGAUUUAUUUUGCCUUUUCUCAACGGGAUCAGAAACAGAUUUUGAAAACCAUUUCCACAUGUUAGUAAAUCGCUCUUUCAAAUUUUUCAAAGAGUUGGAACAUAAGCCUCACGAGAUGGAAAUAGUGGAAGCUAGUUAUAUUCAGGCAAUCUUGCACUUUUUGAAAGCUGCGAAACUGUUAAAUGUUGAUCUAAAAUUGGCAAAGCCCUCAGAAGAAUCGAAGAAUCCCUCACUCGUCAAUUAUAUCAUACAUGGGAUUUCCACAUCUCAAUCAUCGCUCUUAUUGGAAAAAUGGCUUUCUUUACUCACGACUUCAUUGUACAUGUUCAACGAUUCAAUAUUCAGUGUUAUCUUGACGAUCAAUGAUUCCUUGAUCGAUAAAUUGAUGAAAUACUUCGAAUUGGUGAGAAACUUCCUGAAUGAUAAUGAGGACGCAGACCUUGAAGCAUGCAUUAGUAUUUUGCUCUCAGGAUUUGAGGAUUUUCUUUCCAUAUGUCAUUCGUAUCUUCUUACCUCAAAUCUUCGUGCCACAGCCCAAACAUCCACAUCUGAGAAUGGUUUCUUAGGAAAUAUGAUUCAAGGAGUCUUUCAAAUAGAAUCUCCUUCUGUGCGUACAGAAGAGCAGAACAGGCUCUAUUCUAUUUUAAUAGCAUUCAGAGACGCUUCUAGAGCAGCAUUUAAGAUUUGGAGUUGGGCAGAUGCAAAGCCAGCAGCAUCUGGGUGCAAACAUGCCUCAGCACGUUCAAUCAACUAUUUGUGCACUAGACUCAAAUUCCGCUCCCGCAAAUUGCUUGAGUGCUUAAGUGAUUUGGAGAAGCAGGAAAUUGUUGAAACAAUUAUAGAGUCUCCUUCUGAUGUUAACGAUAUUGUUAAGAUUUUACAUGUCCUUGAUGGUGGCCGAGCUCAAAUGACAUUACCUCGAAUCUUGAACUCUAUCUUAACAAGAUGCGCGCUGCUGUCCGUUGAUGAGAAAUCGAGAUUCUCUCUUAACCCAGAUUUAUCGUAUGAAAACUUGUCAUCGUUCUUGGUCCCAUAUUUUGAGUCGCUUGAUCUGGAUACAGUAAAUGAAAUCUGGGAAGAUUGCACAUCUUUUUUCAAGGAUGUUUUGUCCCGUCCAUCUCACUACAAGCAACUGUUGUUGUCUUAUUUAGAGGCCGUCAAAGUCUUGUCAUUGAAAAUUGACUACAAGAGAAGUUUGAAACGAAACAAUAGAGAAUUAGCUCUGAUAUUCAUGAAUUUGCUCCAAGCAACGAUAAAUAAUAGAGAUUCGAUUGUUUCGGAUAAAGAUGCAAUUAAACGGUUAUCGAAUCUUGUGGAAUAUUUAAGCGACAUCCUCCAGGACUCUGAUAAGACUAGUACUGCAGUUUCGUCGAUCAUAAGUGCAUUUGUACUUCCACAAUUGAAGCAAAAGCUGGCUGAUGUGGAUGAUGCAAUAUUGGUCUUGAUUGAGACGAUUGGGUUGCAUCAUCCUCUUAAGGCAUGGAAACAGGUCAUUUCAGAAGUGUAUUCUGAUAACUCAUUUUUCUCCAGCGAUAAAUUCAUGAAGGAGGGAUGGAAAAACUCGGUGAGAAUCUGGGUGUCCAAAGAUAAGGAGAAAAUGUCCGAUUUAAUUGCAAGGGUGACUCCUUCUGUCCAAUCUUCUGCCGCUAACAUUUUCAUUUGGAAUGAGCAUUCUGAAGUGGAGGACAGGGUGUUCAUUUUGAAGCGUAUUUCAUAUUUGCUCAUGGUGCAACCAAAGGACUAUUUCGGCGAUAGUUUAAGUGAUCUUUUUUCCAAACUCACACUUGCUCUUGGCAGUUCAUGUCCUCCAUUGUACAAGAGAGAAGCUUUUACGCUCAUCCGGGCCAUUACCUUGAGUUUUAGCGAAAUGGCAUUGCAUUCGUAUUGGACACCCAUCACGCAAUGUUUGAUUGAGGUGUUUAGCCUGGUAAUUAAAAGAGGGCCGAAGGAAUAUGGAUCUUUGGACAAGGAGGAAUUGAGUUUUAUUUUGUCAGCCAGCAAGUUGUUGGAUCAGCUUCUCUUGAUUGGGUUUGAUGAGUUCCGCUUGAAUGAAUGGCUUUUCGUUUCUUCUGUAUCUGCCACUGAAGUUUCACGAGUACCCAUGUCAUUGAUUGACAAAUUAGCAGCGCUGACUGAGUCUCUUUUAACGAAAGAAGAUCCGGUGGUAGUUUCACAAGCAACAGACAGCGUGGAGGUGAAAUCUCUACUCUAUGGUGUGCGGUCUAUUCAACAUCUCGCAAGUUUGAAGAGAUUCUUUGGUCUGCUUAGCUACGUGAAUUACGAGCGGAAGUAUGGCUUACAUACAGCUGAUAUUGUUUCGUGUGAAACAGAUACAAUGAUGGAUAUCGCUUAUAAAUAA
Molecule: messenger RNA, 5079 nt
Organism: Clavispora lusitaniae ATCC 42720
Lineage: Eukaryota; Fungi; Ascomycota; Pichiomycetes; Serinales; Metschnikowiaceae
Biological process (GO): Golgi to endosome transport
Cellular component (GO): endosome; trans-Golgi network
Source: RefSeq, a predicted model, not a curated record